This is a messenger RNA of Rotaria sordida, 2151 nucleotides long. NCBI's taxonomy places the organism in Eukaryota, Metazoa, Rotifera, Eurotatoria, Philodinida, Philodinidae. The record is from the annotation of a GenBank genome assembly.
AUGUUAUUGACGUCUCGUGAUGCGCAACGCGAGAGACGAUCAUUGUAUGCUCUCGCGGCAGCUGCUGAAGAUGACAGAUUAAGUUUUACUGGUACCGAAAAUCCCUCUUUUCAACCAGAUUCAGUAUCCAAUAGUCAUGCAUCUAACAUAUUAUCACGUCCACAAUCACAAUCUCAAAUUCAACCACAACAAUUUUUAAUGAUCACUGACAUCGCAACAGAUGAAGCAAUGAUUAAUAAUGCAAAAGAAUCAAUAUCAUCGUCCAGGGAUAGACGAUAUCAUUGGAGGAUGAGCUAUUAUUUUUAUAUUCAUAUAUGUUGGUUUAUUAUCACUGCAUUAUUGGGUGGUUUGAUUGUUUGGCUUAUUGAAAAUCAUUCAUCUGCACGCAAUCUUCAAAUGAAAGUAGAUUAUAUUGAUGCAUGGUUUGUUAGUAGUUCAUGUGUGUCUAGUUGUGGUUUGACAACAAUAGAUUUUGCAAAACUUUCAGUUGCUUCUCAAGUUAUUCUAAUGAUAUUUACAUUUAUAUCAGGUGUUACAGUUAGUACAUUACCAGCAUUAUUUGUUAAAGCUCAGACACAUAGAAGAAUUGAAGGAAUAACUGUUGAUGAUGAUCAUGGAGAAUUAGAUAAUGAAAAUCAUGAUGAAUUACCAACAAUUAAUAUUCGACGUAAAAGAAAUUUACCAGAACAUAUUCGAAAUCGACUUGCAACAUUACCAACUGCACAACAACUUCGUUAUCGUGCUUAUUUAACAUGUAUUGUUCUUAUUGCUGGUACUUGUUUUACUAUUUAUUUAAUAAUAUUUAGCGCUAUUGGAAGUUGGUUAUCAACACAUUAUACACCUGAACAAUUAUUACAAGGAAAUGUUAGUGUUAAUCCAUGGUAUAUUUCAUUUAUUAUAACUGUAACAGGUUUUAAUCAAAAUGGAUUAGCACCUUUUUCAGAUGGUCUUUCACGUUUUGUUGGUGAUAUUUAUAUUAAUUUCUUUGUUAUGAUAUUAGUUAUAAGUGGAACAUCACUUUUUCCUUUUCUAUUACGAAAUGUAAUAUUAUUAGUACGACUUCUAUCUCCAUGGCGUCAUAAAGUUAUUUUUGAUUAUAUUCUUUUGAAUAAUCAUCGUUUAUGUACUUUACUCUUUCCUGCUGCACAGACUCGUAUUUAUCUCUUAGUAACAUUUAUAUUACAUAUAUCAGGUGUUAGUAUUUCACUUAUACUCGAUUUAAACAGUGAACAUUUUACUAUGUAUCAACCGGGUAUACGUUUUAUUAUAUUUAUGUUUCAUACAGUAAAUACACGUUUUGCUGGCUUUCAAACAGUUGAUAUAAAUUCAUUUGCUACAGCUACAUUAGUAGUAUAUCUAUUAUUAAUGGCAACUAAACCACAAAUGUUAUGUGCACUUGAAGAAUCUCCAUUUGAAUUAGUUUGGUUGGCAUUACAAGCACGAGAAGCAGCUGAUGCUGAGACAAAUUCUUUAAGGAAUAUAAAUACUACUUCAGGUUUACCUGUACGUAGUAGUCGGUCAGGAUCGGCUGUAUCAUUAUCAACAAGUAGUGGUUUACCUAUACGAAGCAUGGAACGUUUUCUACGUCGACAAAGUUUUGUUACUAAAAAUCUAGCUCGACAACAAUUUAAUACUUCAAUAUUAGAAAAUGAUACAGAUUAUAGACCUCGACGUUUGAAAUGUUUAUAUAUUCGUUAUUUUCUUAUUUAUUUUAUACGAGCUCUUAUAAAACAUACAAUUAGUUUUUUUAUUUUAACUCGUACUUGGUUAUUCUUUUUUAUAUUUCUUAUAUGUGCUAUUGAAAAUAGUCGAAUGUCACCUAUUGAUCCAAAUAUAACUAUAUUUAAAAUAAUCUUUGAAAUAAUAUCAGCAUUUGGAACAGUUGGAUUAACACUUGGAUAUCCGAAUAUAUCAUCAAGUUUUUCUACUGUUCUUUCAUCAGCAAGUAAAGUUAUACUUGUUAUAACAAUGUUAAUGGGUCGACAUCGUGGUUUACUUGCAUCAAUGACAGAUCAAGAAGCUAUUGAACAUAGUGCUGCUGAUUUACUUGAUCGAAAAUGUGAAGAAGUUAUUUAUGAAUAUCAAAAAACAAUAUUAGAUUAUAAUGAGAUUCAUCGAAACACAUUCGAGGAAGAAAUUACACAAUUUUAA